Messenger RNA from Microdochium trichocladiopsis, 1353 nucleotides. RefSeq lists its product as uncharacterized. The record is from RefSeq and is a predicted model, not a curated record. The transcript has 2 exons. Gene Ontology annotation, molecular function: protein binding. NCBI's taxonomy places the organism in Eukaryota, Fungi, Ascomycota, Sordariomycetes, Xylariales, Microdochiaceae. The annotation marks the transcript as partial.
AGGACCCUGGUUCGCGAAUAUCUGAGCUCGGACGAAAGCGGCAAGUGGCUACUGGUGAUUGAUAACGCUGACGACCCGGACCUAUUCCUCGGAUCUAACGGCAAGGCUGGUAUCGAAGAGUACCUUCCUGAGAGCGAGUACGGGUUGGUUUUGUUGACGACGCGAUCGAGACAGGUGGCUGUGCAGUUUGCACAGUCUAAUAUUGUCGACAUUGAAGAAAUGGAACCGGAGGAGGCAACACUGCUUCUCCAGAAGGCUCUCGCGCAGGGACAGACACCCCAGGACGAAGCACUAGUGGAAGAUCUUCUUAUCCGACUGACCUAUCUUCCGCUCGCGAUCACGCAGGCAGCAGCAUAUCUCAAUCAGACCAAGGUACCAAUCCGUAAAUACCUAGGGUUGCUACGAGGGGCCGAGAAAGAUGCCGUCCGGCUCUUAGGUCGAGAAUUCCGUGACAGCACAAGAUAUCAGAACUCGCAUAACGCUAUUGCCACAACAUGGAUUAUUUCCUUUGAUCAGAUCCUGAAGUCCGAUCCAUUUGCGGUUGAUCUGCUCUCGUUCAUAGCUUGCAUCGAACCGAAAGCAAUACCGCAAUGGAUCAUGCCCGGGUCAGAGUCAGAGGAGACAGAAUUGGCGAUCGGCAUCCUCUGCAGCUUUUCGUUUCUUGUUCGGCGAGGAGACGACGAUAUGUUCGAUAUGCAUAGUCUUGUGCAUAUGGCUACGCGGGAAUGGAUCCAGAAGCAGGAUCGGCAAGACCGGGUGGCGCAUAAUGCCAUACGUCGCCUCCAAAAGAUAUUCCCUUCGCACGACAGCGCGAAUCGUAAGCUAUGGCGGGAGUGUAUGCCACACGCAAUACGGCUUCUUCAUGACACUCAGGCUUCGAAUACGGAAGAGCGAUAUAAGCUCGUGGUCAGUGUUGGGAAAUGUAUGGAUACCGACCGACGGUUUAAAGAAGCAAUACGAUGCUUUGAAGAAGUCGAAGCGAUCGAGAUGUUGGAGCAUGUAGUAGCGGUGCAGAGGGAGACACUAGACGAGAAAGAUUAUUCUCGGCUAACAUCGGAGCACGAGCUUGCGAGGGCAUACCUCGCCGACCGACGGAUCAAGGAGGCAAUCGAGAUGCUCGAGCAUGUUGUUGCUAUUGAAGCUCAGAUUUAUGCCGAGGACGACCCUGAGCGCGUUCUCUCCGUGGCUUUGCUAGCGGAUGCAUAUAUACAACUCGAAUCGUGUAAUGAGAAUAUGGACAGCAAGAGUCCAGUCUCAGAUGGCGAUGACCAAGGGCACAACAAGGACACUACCAUGAGUAGGCAUGCAUCCAUCGAGAGGCUCAUAAAGGCUAUGAGUAGCAUGCAAAUUUAG